GUCGAAAACACGUCUGAAAAUUUUACAGAAAGGUAUGUACAUAUGAUCUCUAUGGGUUGUGACAUACAGUAUGUUCAUCUCACAUCUGAAAGAGGAAAUGCAGACAGAAAUUCUUGAAAGCAGGAUCACUUCAUGUGGGAAACACUGUUCCUUGACAGCUGGAAACUCACUGUUGCUCUUUAUAAACACACCCACUUUCUUCUUAUAAAUAGUUUAUAGAGACACACUUGAGAGUAAGCACAGCCGCUGCAGAGGAAAGGUACGUUAUUGUAUACAACCCAUACGAAAGCAGGUAUGGGAAAAUAAUGUGUUGGAGGACACUCUUGUAAUAGCACGGGAAUGUAACCAGAGAGGUGGUGAGCACGGUCAGCCUGACUUCUUGACUCAUCUGUCACAUUUAUAGCACCCUAAUGCCCCACCCAACCUCAUGCAAAACACUUACCAACACAUGCUACCAGCCCACAGCCCACAGCCCACGACUGCAGACCGUUGAUUUGGUCAUCAACUUUGCAGACCUGCCCCAACAGCUGUAAGUCUAAACUUGUAGCCACUCAGUUGUAAAGAAAGUCACAGUGAGUAGAGGACGAAGACCUGAAAGUAGGACAGGAGCAGCUUGGCACUCUUCCCUACAAACAAGAGGCACAUACUUGUGACAAGUGAAGCAAAGCCACUGGCCUGAGGGAAAGGAGAAGAUACUUUUCAGGAAGCUUGCUGCAGUCGCUGAGAGAAGCUCUCCACACUGCAGAAAAUCAAUUUGAUAGAUUUGCUUUAAUUCGAAAGAAGAACAGAGCAGAAAAAAACAUCAACUGGAAACAUGCACAAGCGCACCAAGAUUAAAAUCACCAUCUUUGUGCUGCUGGUGGGAAUGGCUUGCACAUUCACAUCAGUGGUAACAGACCACUGGGCAGUGCUGAGCCCAAAAGUUGAGACCUGCGAGGCAGCUCACUUCGGCCUGUGGAGACUGUGCAAGAAGACCAUUUACAUGAGCUCAGAAAUCUUUGACAAAGGCCGAGGCUGCGGACCCAUCAGUCUUCCUGGAGAGGAAAACUGCACCUACUUCGGGCACUUCGCCCCAGGACAGGACUCAGAGAUAUUUGAAUACAAAACCCAGAAAGAGUACAACAUCUCUGCAGCUGCCAUCUCCAUCUUCUGCCUGGGCUUCAUAAUACUGGGGGUCCUGUGUUUGAUUGGAUCUUGUACUGGUAAAGGCAAAGGAAGAGACUACCUACUCAAACCUGCCGGAAUGUUCUUUGCAUUUGGAGGCCUCUGCACCUUUGUCUCACUGGAGGUGAUGCGUCAGUCGGUGAAAAGAAUGAUCGAGAGCGAGGAGACAAUCUGGAUUGAAUACUACUACAGCUGGUCCUUUGCUUGUGCCUGUGCCGGCUUUGUGAUUCUGUUUGUGACAGGUAUCACCCUCCUGAUCCUAUCCAUGCCUCACAUGCCCAGGAACCCAUGGGAGACUUGCAUGGACGCUGAGCCAGAGCAAGUGGAGUAAUGGUGACAUGAAAAUGAACGCAAGAGUGAGGAGACAGUGGCUGUGAGUUAAAGCACAGCUGUGAGUUAAACGAGCGAGAACUGGCAACCUAACAUCAUACCAACAGAGCAUGGCUCUGUGGUGAGGAUUUAAACCUCCAACAAUACAACAACCUGAACAAAAUCCAUGUGUUUAUGAGAUUUAAAUGUGCCUCAUUGUGGAGAAUCAGAAUUAAGAUUAGACCUUGGCCUAAACCACAUCAACUCAACCACAUAGACGUCCUCAGGAUUAGAGCUAGUGUACAACAGACUAACUGAUUACAGGUCAAUGUUGGACAUGUUUUGUUUCCAAUCUGUCUCCAUUUUGUACAGAUAAUAUAAUAAUAUAAUAUUUACAGUACUGUACAGUACACAUUCGUCUGAGAAUAAGGUACUAAACUUUAGCUUUAUUUGAUAUUUUAUUUGAUAUCUUUGAUAUGUGUACGUGAUGACAAGAAUAGACACAACACGUGCUACGAGUCCCCAGUGUAUCGAUACAUAUGUUGAAACGCAGUAUCAACUAACACUCUGCUGCUCUUCUGUCUGCAUGUGAACGCCAAUCAUUCUGGAAUUAGUUUAGCUCCAGCACAUGCAUCUAAUGUAAAAACUCUUCUCAAUAAUUAUGCCAACUAAGGCUGCGGUGACUCUCGGUGUCACUGUGUUUCUUUGAUUACAAGGAAUCUUUUAUACUUUUAACCAAUUAAAUUUUUGUAGCCAUUCCCGAAUAACUGUGGUCCUUAUUACAACUUCUAGAACAUGUGGCCCACAAAAUUAACACAACUUAUUUUUCUACUGUAAAACACAAGACCAUUUAAGAGACAGCA
Cynoglossus semilaevis (tongue sole) is the source of this 2336-nucleotide messenger RNA. RefSeq names its product voltage-dependent calcium channel gamma-1 subunit. The record is from RefSeq and is a predicted model, not a curated record. Gene Ontology annotation, cellular component: L-type voltage-gated calcium channel complex; membrane. The coding region runs from base 815 to 1495 and encodes 226 amino acids. Gene Ontology annotation, molecular function: calcium channel regulator activity; voltage-gated calcium channel activity. NCBI's taxonomy places the organism in Eukaryota, Metazoa, Chordata, Actinopteri, Pleuronectiformes, Cynoglossidae. Gene Ontology annotation, biological process: regulation of calcium ion transmembrane transport via high voltage-gated calcium channel; calcium ion transmembrane transport. The transcript has 4 exons.